ACAUAUGUUCAAGUGUGUUUUUAAUGAUUAUCUCUGUCUAUCGUUAUCUGACUUCAAAAGGGCUUCGAGAAAAAAUAAAAUGAAAAAAAUCCCACAUGUCGUACACCAAACCCUAGUCCCUCUCGGCCCCUCACCCACUUCCUCCCCAUCUGAAGGUAAAAAAAUGUCUGAUCCUUCAAAGGUCAUUCAUGUUCGCAAUGUGGGGCAUGAGAUCUCAGAGGUAGAGUGGUAGGAUCUUUUAUAAUGAUUACUUGUGUCCCUUAUUUUUGUUUGAUAGUGUGGUAUUCGGGCCAGCUUGCGCGCACCUCGACUAAUUCCACGGGAUACCUGUCACCUCCCACAAGCAAUAGGUACCAGAAUGACUUGCUUCAACUAUUCCAACCAUUUGGCGUCAUUACUAAACUUGUAAUGCUUAGGGCAAAAAAUCAGGCCCUCUUGCAAAUGCAAGAUGUCCCUUCAGCUGUAAAGGCAAUGCAAUUCUACUCAAAUGUUCAACCCAGCAUAAGGGGGAGGAAUGUUUACGUUCAGUUUUCAUCUCACCAAGAACUGACAACUAUGGAUCAAAAUACACAAGGCCGUGGAGAUGAGCCUAAUCGAAUUCUCUUAGUCACAAUACAUCACAUGCUAUACCCUAUGACUGUGGAUGUGCUGCAUCAAGUGUUUUCUCCACAUGGAUUUGUAGAGAAGAUCGUCACAUUUCAGAAGUCGGCUGGUUUUCAAGCUUUAAUCCAGUAUCAAGUACAACAAAGUGCUGUUUCUGCAAGGAACUCACUUCAGGGGCGUAAUAUAUAUGAUGGCUGCUGUCAGCUUGACAUACAGUUCUCUAACCUAGAUGAAUUGCAAGUGAACUACAAUAAUGAACGUUCAAGGGACUUCACUAACCCAAAUCUACCAUCAGAACAGAAGGGCAAAUCUUCUCAACAAGGAUAUGGAGACAUGUACUCCUUCCAAGGUUCUGGAGCUCAUGCAGGUGGAUUUUCUCAGAUGGGAAAUGCUGAAGCAAUUGCAGCUGCUUUUGCUGGUGGUUUGCCACCUGGAAUUAGCGGGACAAAUGACAGAUGUACUAUUCUUGUCUCUAAUUUAGAUGCAGAUAGAAUAAAUGAGGACAAGCUUUUUAAUCUGUGCUCCCUUUAUGGAAAUAUUGUCAGAAUUAAGAUUCUGCGCAAUAAACCAGAUCAUGCUCUGGUUCAGAUGGGUGAUGGAUUCCAGGCGGAGUUGGCUGUUCACUUUUUGAAGGGUGCCACGUUAUUUGAAAAGCGCCUGGAAGUCAACUUCUCAAAGCACGCCAAUAUUACUACAGGACCGGACACACAUGACUACUCAAAUUCAAAUCUCAACCGAUUUAACCGUAAUGCUGCUAAAAACUACAGGUACUGUUGCUCCCCUACCAAGAUGAUCCACCUAUCCUCCCUGCCUCAGGAUGUAACGGAGGCAGAGAUUGUGGAACAUUUGGAGGAGCAUGGUCCCAUCAUCAAUAGUAAGCUUUUUGAGAUGAAUGGCAAACAGCAGGCUCUUGUUCUUUUUGAAAAGGAGGAGCAGGCAACCGAGGCACUCGUAUGCAAAAAUGCUACAUCUCUUGGUGGCUCAACCAUCCGGAUUUCAUUUUCUCAGUUACAGAGCAUCUGAGAAUCCUUUGUGAUAGGAUGCAAUAAUGAGAACGAUGUAAUGUGCUUUCACUGAUUUGUGUUUUUAGUUUCUGCUGCCUUAUGGUGUACCCUUUCUGCCUCUACCAGCUAUUGUACUUAUUUUUAUUGAGCUUAUUGGUAUU
Lycium barbarum (goji berry) is the source of this 1768-nucleotide messenger RNA. RefSeq names its product polypyrimidine tract-binding protein homolog 3-like. Gene Ontology annotation, cellular component: nucleus. The record is from RefSeq and is a predicted model, not a curated record. Gene Ontology annotation, molecular function: mRNA binding. NCBI's taxonomy places the organism in Eukaryota, Viridiplantae, Streptophyta, Magnoliopsida, Solanales, Solanaceae. The coding region runs from base 244 to 1626 and encodes 460 amino acids. Gene Ontology annotation, biological process: mRNA processing; regulation of RNA splicing. The transcript is spliced from 16 exons.